Messenger RNA from Mucor velutinosus, 615 nucleotides. RefSeq lists its product as uncharacterized. The transcript is spliced from 3 exons. The record is from RefSeq and is a predicted model, not a curated record. Lineage: Eukaryota; Fungi; Mucoromycota; Mucoromycetes; Mucorales; Mucoraceae. The coding region runs from base 1 to 615 and encodes 204 amino acids.
AUGGCACAAAAUAGUGGCACGCUUCAGCGAAAACUCACUACACUGGUAGAAGAGCUGAAAAGGGCUUGCACUACAUGGGAAGAAAUCAAUUCGCACUCUUUUCCGGUAGCAAAUACUCUGACAAAUCUUGCCAUCCAAUCGAGAUAUGUGGAUGAAACACAAUAUUGGCAUCCCCAAUUGACCAUGGAAUUCCCCAACAUCAUACAGAAGUUUGACUCCAAAAUACAAUUACUGAUACAAAGGCAGAAUGCUGUUUUGGCGGAUUUAGUAGAAAAGAUGGCCAAGCAGUAUGCCAAGAUGCUGAAUAUACACAGGGAAUUGCUCACCGUCUAUGAACGGACAAGAGACUCGCAUGGUGCAGCAUUCGUGGAUCAGCAAGCGAUUUACCUGACAUGCCCGCUAAAAACCUAUGUGGAAAGGAUCAGCACGAUCACAGACAUGUUCAAGAGCGAAUUGAAUACCAAGAGAUCUAUGGUGUCUGCCGCUGGAUUUUCGAGCUUAACAACAAGAGAGGAAGGUAUGGUGCUGCUGUCCAUCUGGAUUAAUCAACCAAGCAUAGUGGAAUCAACAUUGCAAGACUGGGAUGACAUUUGCUCGACAGAAAUGAAUUCGUGA